AUCCACACCCACCCCAACAUACACACACACACACCCACACACGACUCUCUUCCACCCCACCUUCCAGUCCCCUCCCUGGGCUGCCUUGGUCUUAUAAAUCAGACUAAUACAGACUUGUUGAUGUCAGUCUCAGGCUAAUAAAUGCCCCUCAACAGUUAACAAUGGAAUACAGAGCAGACGCCUAUUUGGAUCAGCAAGUUCCUUACACCAUUGCAAACAAAUUGCGCGACAGCGGAAUUUACGAACCAGCCCCUCAGACCAGGAAGCGAAGGCACCUCAACAAGGAACUCAGUCAGGAAUCAGAGGAUCUUUUUCACGAUCUUAGCCAACUGCAGGAGACUUGGCUCGCAGAAGCUCAGGUGCCAGACAGCGACGAACAGUUUGUGCCAGAUUACCACUGCGAAACGUUGGCUUUUCACAGUCCCACUCUGAAGAUCAAGAAGGAGCCACAGAGUCCCGGCUCUGACCCCAACCUGUCCUGUUGUCACAAACAGCCUUUCCGGUACAGCAAUGGGGAGCAAUGCCUUUAUGCCAGUGCCUACGAGAAGAAACCACAAGUGGGAAUCCACUCCCCCCUCCCGGGGACCCCUUCCAACCCCCCCUUACAGCAGGUCUGCAAUAAGCCCGGCCUCGACUCCAGACAUGACCAAGGCUUCAUGAACCUCCAAUCAACCCACCAGCCCAUGCCCAAUGUCAGAUUCCCAAUGGAACACAGGUCGCAGUUUCGACAACAGUCCGUGGAAAUGUGUCGUCCCUUCCCCUCCUCCCAAGGCUUGAACAGGGAGGGGGUCUCAGGGUAUCAGAGGCAGAUGUCAGAGCCUUGCUUGCCCUACCCACCACAAGGCUACAAGCAGGAAUACCACGACCCUGUGUAUGAGGAGAGGAACCCAGUCAACAACACCGGGGAUCAUCGCUUCUCACACACCAUGGUCAUCAAGCAGGAGCCCCCGGAUUAUGCCUACGACCCAGAUGUCCCAGGCUGUCCUUCUAUCUACAUGCCCAAUGAAGGUUACCCAGCCCCGUGCAGCAACCCCGAAGGCUUUUCGUACGAGAAGCAGCUCAGAUCGUAUUGCGACGAUGCCUCCGUGGUUCCUGACAAGUUCGAAGGUGACAUCAAACAGGAGCUGGGGGUGUACCGGGAGGGGCCCCUGUACCAGCGACGGGGAUCUCUGCAGCUCUGGCAGUUCCUGGUCGCUCUCCUCGAUGACCCGGCCAACUCUAAUUUCAUCGCCUGGACAGGACGGGGCAUGGAAUUCAAGCUCGUGGAGCCGGAGGAGGUUGCCCGACUUUGGGGAAUGCAGAAGAACAGACCGGCCAUGAACUACGAUAAGCUGAGCCGUUCGCUGCGCUACUAUUACGAGAAAGGAAUCAUGCAGAAGGUGGCCGGCGAGCGAUACGUGUACAAGUUCGUGUGCGAGCCAGAAGCCCUGUUCUCGCUGGCGUUCCCCGACAACCAGCGGCCGCUGUUGAAGUCGGAGUUUGACCGCCACGUGAACGAAGAAGACACGGUGCCCUUGUCCCACCUGGACCAGAGCGCCCCCUACAGGCCAGACCACAGUCGCGGCGGGGGCGGCGGCGGCUCCCAGCACUACACCAAAGGCUUCAUGUAG
Molecule: messenger RNA, 1610 nt
Organism: Callorhinchus milii (elephant shark)
Lineage: Eukaryota; Metazoa; Chordata; Chondrichthyes; Chimaeriformes; Callorhinchidae
Gene: etv4
Product: ETS variant transcription factor 4
Exons: 13
Coding region: 162-1610 (482 amino acids)
Biological process (GO): regulation of transcription by RNA polymerase II; cell differentiation
Cellular component (GO): nucleus
Molecular function (GO): sequence-specific DNA binding; DNA-binding transcription factor activity, RNA polymerase II-specific
Source: RefSeq, a predicted model, not a curated record